Castor canadensis (American beaver) is the source of this 980-nucleotide messenger RNA. Its product is annotated as aflatoxin B1 aldehyde reductase member 3. NCBI's taxonomy places the organism in Eukaryota, Metazoa, Chordata, Mammalia, Rodentia, Castoridae. The record is from RefSeq and is a predicted model, not a curated record.
ACCGAGAACUGCUGUGCUGACCCCACAUUGUUAGCGUCUCCCGCCUCAGUCGCUGCCAUCAUGUCCCGCCCGGCGUCGCAGGCCCGGCCCGCCACGGUGCUGGGCGCUAUGUUGAUGGGGAGCAGCAUGGACGCGUCGGCCAGCGCCGCGGCCGUGCGCGCCUUUGUGGACCGCGGCCACACCGAGAUUGACACGGCCUUCGUGUACACCGACGGCCAGUCCGAGACCCUCCUGGGCGGCAUGGGGCUCGGGCUGGGUCGCAGUGGCUGCAAAGUGAAAAUUGCCACCAAGGCCAACCCAUUGGCUGGGAACUCCUUGAAGCCUGACAGUCUCCGGUUCCAACUGGAGACAUCAUUGAAACGACUGCAGUGUCCCCGAGUGGACCUCUUCUACUUACACAUGCCUGACCAUGACACGUCUGUGGAAGAGACUCUACGUGCCUGCAACCAGCUACACCAGGAGGGCAAGUUUGUGGAGCUUGGCCUCUCCAACUAUUCCUCUUGGGAGGUGGCUGAGAUCUGCACCCUCUGCAAGAACAACGGCUGGAUCAUGCCCACCGUGUACCAGGGCAUGUACAACGCCACCACCCGGCAGGUGGAAGCUGAGCUCUUCCCCUGCCUCAGGCACUUUGGAUUGCGGUUCUAUGCUUUCAACCCCUUGGCUGGAGGCCUGCUGACUGGCAGGUACAAGUAUGAGGACAAGGAUGGCAAACAGCCUGCAGGCCGCUUCUUUGGUUUCAGUUGGGCUGAGAUCUACAGAAAUCGGUACUGGAAGGAGGAUCACUUCAAGGCCAUUGCCCUUGUGGAGAAGGCCUUGCAGGCCAGCUAUGGCAGCAGUGCUCCCAGCAUGACGUCGGCUGCCCUGAGGUGGAUGUACCACCACUCCCAGCUCCAGACUGCCCUUGGGGACGCGGUCAUCCUGGGCAUGUCCAGCUUGAAGCAGCUGGAGGAGAACUUGGAUGCAACUGAGGAAGGGCCCCU